AUUAUUUCUUUUACUCAUUUCAUCUUCUUCUUCAACUGCUCUGUUGCCACACUAGUGUUCCACCCCUCCAAUGAAAAUAAAUAAAUUAAGUGUCCCUUUAAUAAAUUCUCAUUUUUUUAGUAUAUACAUUUUCAAUUUCCUUAGGAAAAAAGGUUUGCUGACUAAAAUGAAAAAAUAUUAUUAUAAUAGGGCUUAAUUUUAUUUUUAUUUUUAUUUCUGGUGGUGGUUUUUGUGGUUUAAUUUGAGAGAUAUUCAUUUAAUAACGGAAAGGAGGAAUGGAAGGAAGAAAGAUGGGUGAGAAAGAGAAGAACGCGUUCACAGAACUAACCGACGACAUAAUUCUGAACAUCUUCUUCAACCUCGAAGACGAUCCUCGCCACUGGGGUCGCCUUGCCUGCGUCUGCACCAAAUUCUCCUCUCUCAUUCGCGACUUCUGUUGGAAGAGAAGGUCGUCACGCACCAUCCCCUCCGAUCUCCUCUCCACCGACGAUCCCUCCAUCCACAAACUCUCCUUCUGCUGCCCCGGCCUCCUCCACGCCGGCCUCCUCUUAGACACCUCCGAUUUCGGCCUCGAACGCGACCUCGGCCCCGACCAAUCCCUCACCCCUUCCCCUUCACCCUCUAUCCAUCUUCCUCCUCCCCCUCCCCCUCACGAUUCCUCUUCCUGUUGGUCCCUCUUCGACGACCUUUACUACGACACUCUCUACGACGCCACCGAAUCUCACGAACCUCCGCCAUUCCCUGAGGCGGUUAGCGCGGGCGCUGCGGUUAGCGCAGGCGUUGCAGUUAGCGCGUGCAAAAAACGCAAGGUUUCCCGGUCGUGGAGGUCCCACUUGGCUUCGGGGACUUGGAGCUUGAGCCGCGAGCAAGGCAGCAAGCUCCUGGCGAGGCAGUUCCGCGACGACUGUUUGUACGUUUGCGAUUGGCCUGGUUGCGUUCACAAGGAGGAGAAGCGCAAGUACCGUCUCUUCCGUGGGGUUUUCAAAAACUUCAAACGCACGCGCGUUUGGAGAACUAUUCAUGACGCCAACCGCAAGAAGCUCGAUCUGCCUUGCGCCUUUUGUUCCUCUAUGUUCACUUGGGAUCUUCACUCUGCUUUCUGCUUGAGACGCGGUUUUGGCUUCCACGACGAUGGUGAACCUGUUGUUCGUGCUUUUGUUUGCGAAAACGGACACGUUUCUGGUGCUUGGACCGAUGUCCCCAUGUACUCUUGAUUUCAAUUCCCCUCUGACUUAUUAGCUACCUCAUCGUAAACCAGAGCACCCCAGGAAUUGAUCCAUUUCACUCAAUUUUUGUUCAUCAUUUGUGGGUCCGUAUACAAUAUAUAGUAUAGCUACUCGUGAGUCCAAGAAUGUGAGGCUUUGUCAUAGCCACCGUAAAAUUUCUCAUUCUUUUUUACACUUUCAUUAAUUUUCCAUCACAUCUUUAUUGAGAUAAUCUUUAUAUUGUUAUUUAUUUUGUUGAACCUUAUUUUAGUUAAACUUGCAUCACUAUUAUUGUCGUAGCUAUGUCACUACUGCGAAGAAUCAAACGUGUCCAGAACUUACAGAUAAACAUAACAAAAAUAAUUUCCCAAUUCCUAAAAUACUUUGAACUUAGAGUAUCAUUCACACUGCACAGGAGUGCUUUCUAUUUUAUGCACCCCACACUUCGUGUCGUGCUUCCAUUUUCUGGUCCGUAAUUGGGUAUACACAAUGAAUACCGUUGCUUUUUUUCCUUUCAUGGUUUAACGUGUCUCAUUUUAUGCCAUUCUUCACUGAUUCGAUACAUUGCAUGGGUGCAUUAUACAAACAUUUUCAUUAUAUAAACUACUAAAAAUUGAGACACU
Molecule: messenger RNA, 1828 nt
Organism: Abrus precatorius (Indian licorice)
Lineage: Eukaryota; Viridiplantae; Streptophyta; Magnoliopsida; Fabales; Fabaceae
Product: phytochrome A-associated F-box protein-like
Exons: 2
Coding region: 276-1214 (312 amino acids)
Molecular function (GO): protein binding
Source: RefSeq, a predicted model, not a curated record